Messenger RNA from Branchiostoma belcheri (Belcher's lancelet), 2193 nucleotides. RefSeq lists its product as uncharacterized. Bases 22 to 1410 code for a protein of 462 amino acids. The transcript is spliced from 8 exons. Lineage: Eukaryota; Metazoa; Chordata; Leptocardii; Amphioxiformes; Branchiostomatidae. The record is from RefSeq and is a predicted model, not a curated record.
UCACGUUGCCCUGAUCAUUCUAUGCUUGGUUCUCGCGGAGACAAGAUGUCCGGAGUUUUCAGAGCGACAAAUCAAGCUUCCCAAAGCUAUAAUCAGAUGUCAGAGAUGCCGCAAGUGUCCUAUUUGACCUUGGACGGCAGGUAUCACGUCUGUGGACAAGACGCCGUCUACUACACAGACGAUAGCGGUACAGAACGGUUCGUGGAGGCUGGGAGUUGUACCGACCUAACCGUCGACCUGUACCUCACAGAGGACGAGUGGGCUUGCCUCAUGCCCGCAGAUGAUGGCUACGGUCCCGGCUUUAUCGUAGAAAGGUUCCUUGGCAGCCUCUGUGAAAGCUACGAGGAGACACCACAAGAUGCUCAGGAGCAGAACAUGUGCGUAAAUGGACAAGAAACCCAAGAGCACAGCGAUAUGGAAACGGGAAAGUGGGAUUUUCCUUCUUUGCCCAUGCAUGAGUUCUCGACGGAGAUAGAAAAUCUAACGUGUGUAAUGGAUGGUCAGAGGCUGUGGAAAGACGAGGUGUCCAUCUACUGGUCAGAGAGUGACCUGGAUGAAGAACUGCAACUUCUGGGACAAACUAAGAUGGACCACCCGAACGGCCGAAACCAUGCUGCUAUGAAGGGUCAGAGGUUGUGGCAAGAUGAGGUGUCCAUCUACUGGUCAGAGAGUGACCUGGACGAACAACUGCAACUUCUGGGACAAACUAAGAUGGACCACCCCAACAGCCAAAACCAUGCUGCUAUGAAGGGUCAGAGGUUGUGUGGGGACGAGGUGUCCAUCUACUGGUCAGAGAGUGACCUGGAUGAAGAACUGCAACUUCUGGGACAAACUGAGAUGGACCACCUCAACAGCCCAAACGAUGCUGCUAUGAAGGGUCAGAGGUGGGGGGACGAGGUGUCCAUCUACUGGUCAGAGAGUGACCUGGAUGAAGAACUGCAACUUCUGGAAAAGGUUUCCAUGCUGUAUGGGUGGAAAAAGGAGGAUAUCUACCGUCUAGUUGUGGAGAAAUCCACCAGGUUGUCGAGGUAUGAUCUGUACCACGGGCCAGUUCACUACGCUCGCUCGCCAAGUCAUCAUCUCAUUGGCAGCCGUGGUGACAGCAAGGAACGGAUUGUUUUGGAAGGAGAGGAUUGUCCGGAACCAUCAAUGCACCCCAUGGUUCAACCAGGCCAUUAUGGAAAAGCAAUCGGCAAGGCAGCCCCUAGGAAAAAACUGCUGCAAGCAUCUAUGUAUAAGAUUCAGUUGUUGAAUGGCAGCACGAUUGUUAAAGUUUGUCUUGUCUGUAUUAGCUGCUCCUGUUGGCUUCUUCUCAUGGGCUUACCAAGUUUCUGUACAGUUGUGGUAAUUGGGCUACAAAAGUUUGGUAAGCGCGCGGGAAAAAGCCGACAGGGGCAGCUACGCUGGUGACCUUUGACAUACAGAGAACAGGUCUUACAUCCUACUUUGUAUUACAAGAUGGAGGACGUUUUCUGUUGUCAGAGGUUUCCAUGGUGACUGACAACAAGUAUGGUUGCCAGGUAACCACAGUAGCUGCCCCUUUUUAUAUGUGCACCUAUCAGUGUGAACUUUGACAAUCUGUCCAAGUAUUCUUCAAGUUCAUGUUUUCCAUAGUAUUACACCAUUGGCUUCACACUGGUAGGUGCACAAAAAAACUGUUGUAGUGAUAGGCAUUGUCAACCUGUUUGAGAGUUUUUAGUAUCUUUUAUAUAUACGAUAUCGUAUGUAUACUCGUAAGUUUCUAAUCAUAAUAGAAUUUGCAAUUUUGUACCCGUAUAUACUUGUGAAAAGAGGAAACCUAAAAAAGAAGAAACCAAGGACGGACAAAGUUAGAAAAUGAUUUAAUGUCAAACUUGCAGUUUGUCACACAAUGUAUAUUAUACAAAGAAAUGUUUUCACAAUGCAAGUAUUAAAGAUUCUGUUAAGUCUGCUUGACAGUCGAGUUUAAUAAAUGUGAGCAAAAUAUUUUACUUGAGUUUGUCUGCUGUUUUGGAUGUAUCCUUUUGUAAUGAUCUGGUUCAAAGUUUUUGAAUUGCCCAUGCUCUGAUGCAUUUUGGGUAAUGUGUAAAAGUUGAAGCCACUGUGACUGUGAUAUACAAAACAUAGCUGGACAUCACGUCUUAUACUAUCAUGAAAGUUCAUCUGUGUUGGUAGUUACAUGUUUCAAGUUAAAACUUUUUGUCCAACACAAAA